Messenger RNA from Ilex paraguariensis (yerba mate), 1011 nucleotides. NCBI's taxonomy places the organism in Eukaryota, Viridiplantae, Streptophyta, Magnoliopsida, Aquifoliales, Aquifoliaceae. The record is from the annotation of a GenBank genome assembly.
AUGGCGAAAUCACCAGAGGAACAACACCCAGUAAAAGCUUUCGGAUGGGCAGCUAGAGACACAUCCGGUGUCCUCUCUCCCUUCAAAUUCUCCCGCAGGGCAACUGGAGAUGAAGAUGUGCACGAGAUUGUGGGUGAAGUAACGGAAGUGGGUAGCAAGUGCAGGCACGAGAUUGUGGGUGUAGUAACGGAAGUGGGUGGCAAGGUAAAAAAGUUCAAAGUUGGAGUGGGGUGCAUAGUUGGAUCAUGUCACUCGCGUGACAACUGCGCCAAUGAUCUUGAAAAUUAUUGUCCCAAAUUCAUCCUUACUUAUAAUUCCAUCUACUAUGAUGGAACUCCGACAUAUGGAGGUUACUCUGAUAUUUUAGUUGUUAAUGAGCACUUUGUGGUUCGUUGGCCUGAAAAUCUGCCUCUUGAUGCUGGUGCUCCCCUUCUUUGUGCUGGAAUCACAACUUAUAGCCCCUUGAAAUAUUAUGGACUUGACAAGCCUGGAAUGCAUGUGGGUGUAGUGGGUUUAGGUGGAUUGGGACACGUAGGUGUGAAGUUUGCAAAGGCUUUGGGGGUCAAGGUGGCAGUCAUUAGUACAUCCCCAAGCAAGAAAGAGGAGGCCAGUGAACAUUUUGGUGCUGAUUCAUUUUUGGUCAGCCGUGAUCCAGAUCAGAUGCAGGUGGCAGUCAUUAGUACAUCCCCAAGCAACAAAGAGGAGGCCAUUGAACAUCUUGGUGCUGAUUCAUUUUUGGCUGCUAUGGGUACAAUGGAUGGUAUCAUCGACACAGUCUCUGCAGUUCAUCCUCUCCUGCCAUUGCUCGAGAGAAAGUUAGUGGCUGGAAGUGGCAUUGGGGGGAUGAAGGAGACCCAAGAAAUGAUUGAUUUUGCAGCUGAACACAACAUAACAGUGGACAUUGAGGUUAUUCCAAUGGACUAUGUGAACACUGCUAUGGAGCGUCUUGUGAAAGCUGAUGUUAGAUAUCAAUUCGGGAUUGACGUUGGGAACACACUUAAGGCUGCCUAA